CCCAAUGCAGGAUGUUGAUACACUCAUAUAUCAUUAUUUAGGCAACGACUUUUAGUUCAUCGACGGAGGAUUGGUUACACGGGAAUCAUUCGUGAAAUUUGUAAAAAUAGCAUGAGCAGGAGGUUUUGAUAUUCAAUUCUUGUCUUUAAAAAACCAUUAGGUGCUUACUAUCCCGCCUUAUGGUGCCUGUCAUACAGAACACAUAUCAUGGGACAAGUCAGCCCUAAGCCACCUAGAGAAUUCUUUAUUUCAAUGGGUUUAACCCUUGCUCUAAGGGCCUCGGCGUCCAUACCACGAAAUUUUGAAUGCUAUUUCUUUUCUGAAGUAGGUAGAAGAUGCCGGGGAAAGGAUGACUUGUGUUUUGAGGAAUCUUUCCUCAUUAACUUCCACUUUCCGCGUCAACUGUUCUGUUCAAACGAUUGAAAGGAUUUUUAUAAAGCCUUGCAGACGUCCUUGAGCCUCUCAUCAUAAAGAGAUCCAUUCAUCGACGCUAGUUUGUGCCUGAAGGCUUUUUCAUUAUGUCAACUUCGGCAGAUAUCAACCGUCAUUUCGAUGGACAAAGACAUUGGUUCAAGCAGUUCACCUACUCCAACCCUACCUUGAGGGAUGCAGAAAAGGCAGGUCCUCUCGAUCCAGUACCCACACACUUUCACAGAGAUGUGUUAAAUCGGGAGACAUGGCGACCUCGAGAUCUCCUUAGAUAUAUCUCCCCUUCCUAUGGCAAACCAUAUCAUAUGCUUGUACAAGCCGCUUCCAGUCCCGAUAUCCAGCCCCAAGGAGAAUGGAGACGACGACGUGUUGGAGGGAAUGCGCCCACACUCUUGAGAGUAUCUUCAUGGGCCAUCGGAAAUGAGCUCGACUCGGCUCAAGGUAUAGCCUUGGCUAUCGGGAGAUCUAUUCUCGUCCUUCCUGUCAUAAUAUUUAUUGUUAUAUAUGGGAUUACUAAUGGUGAUGGGAAAAACAGUGACAAAUACACCAAGUUCCCUCACAAAUGCUAUGAGUAUCCGAAGCAUGCUUUGAAUCAACUAGAUGCUGCCCCGAAUGCAGCGCAAUGGAUCAAAGGGCAGCGCCAAGAUGAUGGAGAUAAAACCUACAUAAUCAAGGGUGAACAGAAUCGCCUUCUUCGACCUCGUGCCUUAGUUGUAUUCCGCAACAACGACUGGGAAGUUGUCGAAGAUGGAAGCUUUUCUGGUCCAUAUAUCUUUAUUAGUUUUGCAGCCGCCCAAUACCAGAGAGCUGCCCCAACUGACCAAAACCCGGGCAAGACUGAGUUGGACCAAGAGGCCAUUGAUCGAAGAGCAAGAAAGCUCACGUUGCAUCAUGGAAUGGAGGCAUAUUGGGCGGACUUCCAUUGCAGAGCGGAACUACAACCCGAAGCCACUGACGAUGUCCAUCGAUUCUGUGAUGUCACUCGAGGAGCUGAGAAGGUCUGUGUUGUGCUGCCCGACCGCUCUCCACAAGCUCUAGUGUUCUUUGGCCAACGUCUCUGGUGCCUACCUGAAAUUUUGCUUGCCCGAGAUCACAAAGUUAGUGUCUGCACACCCGACUUUCAGAACAAAGAGGGUGUCGAUAAAAUAGAAGUUGUUGAUAUCAUAGAGUUCACGCAUCGAUCAUGGGCAAGAAUGCUCACACCAAGCAAUGAAAUCAUACACGAUGGAAAUGACGAAAUUUUCCGUCUGUUAGCUGAGCAUUAUACUGGAUCCUUGUCAUUAAGUCGGCUCGAGCUGAUUCAGGUUGCCCUUAAAGCUUUGAAGUCUAGACAGUUCACCGAGUUCCAACGCGGUGAUAUUGCCUAUGCUCUUAUGACACUUCUCACAAAACGCCCCCGUAUGGAUCCUUCUGACACAGAAGAGCAAGCUCUUGCUCGACUAUCACUGGCCAAUGAUAGUGAUCAAAUCGUCGAACGUAUGGCUUGCAUGGAUGGUAUUCGCAUGACAGGUAAACCUGCGUGGUUCAAUCUUGAAGAUGAUCUUGGUGCCAAUUUAUGGGACAUUCAGCCUCUCUGUCAGGUAGCAGGCGUCUGCCACGAUGGUUCCUUGAUUCUAGAUGGUGCCCAUGCAAUCUCUAUUCGCUGGAAGGACAUACCCAGAAUUUAUUCUCUCAGAAGAAGAUCUUGGAAAAAGCUAGGCGCUGAUUGGGCGUUGGCAUUUGGACCAAUUUUAUUUAUUACGGGAUGCGCUUUGGUGGCUCAAGGUGGCUCACUCGGCGGACUGGGGGCUUUCUUCUUAGUCUUGGGACUUAUCAUAUUGCUUUCAGCUCCCUUCGCUGUUCGGAUUCUCUACGGCGGGAAAGUUUGGGGUGCCACACCUUGGCUUGUUGGCUUUGAAGGAACUCUUCCACUUGACCAGAUCGAGACUCUUACUUUCGGAAACUCAAUUGGUCGUCUUCAAUACACACCUUCUAGCGGUCCAUACUGCACUGGUAAAGCAGAUGAGAGAAUCGGUGGGGAACCUCGCUUCAAUGUAGCGGAUCUUCCUCAUGGGCAUAGAUUAUUCACUUUGAUUGAUACUGGCACAAUGACUGUUACUGUUUUCUCCGCCGAGCGUCCUCCAUCUGUAGCGCUACUCGCGGGCAAAGAAGGAGGAAUGCUACGGACGAUACUGUGCUCUUACGAAAGAUCCAAUAAUGGAUUGCGUAAAGAAUGCGUACUGAGAAUGGAGACCCCAAUGUGGGAUGCUAGCGAUGCGAUGGGGUGGGUCAAACUCACGUAGCGAAAUCCGGCGUAUAAUCCGAUGCACAAUGAGUACAUGGUUUCUUUGUAUCAUAGGAUAUUGUUUUGGAGAUGAUGGAAAAUUAAUCCUUAGGUGUAUUUGGAUGAGCAAGGUGUAAUGAUGGACGGAUGAUACCUAAUCAGUAAUAAUACUGUUGUUUUUGUUUUUCUUGCAACAAAUGACUCAUCAAACCCAUGUUUGACAUUCGACAAAUUUCUUGCUGUCUAUUCUUGUGAAUGUCAUUUAUUCAUUGAAUCAAACAAAAUACCUGGCAAUUGUUGAUUUUUGUACUUAGACACGAGCUAGCUUAGUAGCAUAAAUCUUUUGCUUUGAAGGUAAGAUUCUACAAAGUAUCAAUAAAUACACAUUCUUU
This is a messenger RNA of Botrytis porri, 3084 nucleotides long. RefSeq lists its product as uncharacterized. The record is from RefSeq and is a predicted model, not a curated record. Lineage: Eukaryota; Fungi; Ascomycota; Leotiomycetes; Helotiales; Sclerotiniaceae. The transcript has 4 exons. Bases 519 to 2711 code for a protein of 730 amino acids.